AAGGAAAUCAACAAAGAACCCGUCGACGAUGUUCAAGCUGAAAAAGUCCUCGAAGAAGGAGAAGGCAGCGCCUGCUCCGGCCGCUCCUGCGCCUGUGCCCGCGAAGAAGACUCCUGCUCCCGCUGCUCCUCCGCCUCGCGCUGCUCCUCCGCCCGUGGCAGCUGUUCCUCCUCCCGCUCCUCCGCCUACGCAAGCCCCGGCACCGACACCUGCCCCCGUCAAGACCGCUCCGCCGACGCAACCACCACCACCCACCACCGCCGACGCUGCCGACGAAGACGGCGCGAAGCCUGCGGAGAUUCUUAUCGAGGCCGCGCGGAGAAACAACGUCGAUCUGCUGCAAGAAGUGCUGGGAAUAGGCGCCGAUGGAUCCGCGCGUCCGGCUGCGACGGAUCUCAUCAACAAGUCCGUUGAUGCGCUGGGAAACACUGCGCUGCAUGUUGCUGCUCUGAAUGGAUCUUACGAGUGUUUGGAUGCGAUGCUCGACGUCGAAGGUGUCGAGGUCGAUCCCCGCAAUCGGAUGGAAGGCAACACCCCUCUGCACUGUGCCGUCAUCUACAGUGAAGAGGAGCCUGAACAUGCAAUUGCAAUUGUCGACAUGCUAAUCGAUGCAGGCUGCGAUCCACGGUCAGUGAUAUCUAUAAUUGCCUGAUUCUGAAUAUACUCUAAACUCUUCUUUUUCUUUAGGAUCCGAAACAAGAUGAAAGACAAACCGCUUGAUCUCGUUCCGUCUACCAACCCUGGACUCCGAAAAGCCCUACAAGGUGCAGAGAUGGCGACGAUGAUGGGUGCAAUUGGCGCUGCCGAAGAAGAGGGCCAAGA
Molecule: messenger RNA, 822 nt
Organism: Myxozyma melibiosi
Lineage: Eukaryota; Fungi; Ascomycota; Lipomycetes; Lipomycetales; Lipomycetaceae
Exons: 3
Coding region: 29-652 (207 amino acids)
Cellular component (GO): nucleus
Molecular function (GO): protein binding
Source: RefSeq, a predicted model, not a curated record